UUCCUUACAGGAAAUACAGAAGGCGUAUGAAUGGCGUCGGCAAGACAGCGAAAGGGGUAGGGACUAGGGAGUAGAGGGCUGCGUGCGAUCGAUCGUGCGUGCUUCCUGCCGACUGUCGCCUAACGCACAAUGGGUUUGGAACAUGGAGGGUAGGAACUAGGAAGUGUGAAAAGUGAGAAAAAAAAGCUGUGAAACGGCCCCUCAUCCCGGAUUUCCCCCCACGGUUUCCACCCCCUUGCUUGCUUGCUUCCUUCCUUCCUUCCUUCUUUUAUUUCUUUUUUUAAAUGUACACAGUAUUUUCUUUUUGGGUAUAAUUUGAAGAUUCUACCCCGAAGAUACUUUGAUUGUUAUCAUUAUUAUUACUAUUUCGUUUUUAAUUUUGAAAUUUCAAUCGGAAGAGAGAGAGGGAGAGGGGCAGAGCAAAGAAGAGGGAGAAGUAAAUUUGGUACCAAUAUCAUUAUCCUCCUGUCAUAAUAAUCAAUCAUCUUCUUUUUCCUCACCCAGUUUCGGUGGUCUGUCUUCGAUCUGCUUUUUUGUAUUUUAUUUAGCGGAUCUUCGUUCGCUUCCUUCUCUCCCCGUACGUACAGCUUUUUGUGAUUAAUUUGAGAGAAGGAAGGAAAGAAAACGACAGAAUGAUGGACAAUGAGAAGAAGUUGUCGCCAGUUUCCGAUGUCGGAGCUUGGGCCAUGAACGUAGUUAGUUCCGUCGGUAUUAUUAUGGCCAACAAGCAGCUCAUGUCUUCCCACGGCUAUGCUUUUAGCUUCGCGACGACUUUAACUGGGUUCCACUUCGCCGUCACCGCACUGGUUGGUCUGGUCUCAAAUGCCACUGGUUUUUCUGCAUCAAAGCAUGUUCCUAUGUGGGAGCUUCUCUGGUUCUCAAUUGUUGCCAAUAUGUCUAUCACGGGGAUGAACUUGAGCCUCAUGCUCAACUCAGUCGGAUUCUACCAGAUUUCAAAACUUAGCAUGAUUCCAGUGGUAUGCGUGAUGGAGUGGAUACUCCACAGCAAGCGGUACUCAAGGGAGGUCAAGAUGUCUGUUGUUGUUGUAGUCAUUGGUGUGGGUGUUUGCACUGUCACUGAUGUGAAAGUUAAUGCCAAGGGUUUUAUAUGUGCCUGUGUUGCAGUUUUGUCAACAUCUUUGCAGCAAAUUACAAUAGGUUCCCUGCAGAAGAAGUACUCGAUUGGGUCUUUUGAAUUGCUGAGUAAGACGGCCCCUAUUCAAGCUGUCUCUCUCCUUCUUUUUGGCCCAUUUAUUGACUACUACCUUAGUGGCAAAUUUAUAAUAUACUAUCAGAUGUCUUCCGGUGCCAUCUUAUUCAUACUUCUUUCAUGCUCCCUAGCAGUGUUCUGUAAUGUGAGCCAGUACCUUUGCAUUGGGCGCUUUUCAGCUGUUUCCUUCCAGGUUUUAGGUCACAUGAAAACAGUUUGUGUCCUCACACUGGGAUGGCUACUCUUCGAUUCCAUGAUGACUAUGAAGAACAUCAUGGGGAUGUUCAUUGCCGUCCUUGGCAUGAUAAUUUAUAGUUGGGCCGUGGAGCUUGAAAAGCAGUCAAAUAUGAAGGCACUUCCCCAUUCGAAAACCAGCAUGACAGAAGAGGAAAUCAGACUUUUGAAGGACGGGUUACAAAAUAUUCCUGUGAAGGAUGUUGAACUUGGCGAGUCUAAAGAAUAGCUUGGCCUAGUUUUGGCCAGUAAAGAGGAAGGGGGAGAGGAUAUUUCAUUGGGGGAGGAGGAUAAGAGUUUAUUUAUGGGGUAGGGAAUACAGUUAUUCUUAUGCGUUUCAAUUCAUUUUAGUAUGUAUUUUUUUACCCUUUCUGGCGGCAAGACUCGAGAGUUCAUCUGCCGACCAUCACUCACAUCCAUCUUAGAAAUUGGCUUAUGUUCCUCUAUUUAUUUCUUCGGGUCUUCUAAAUUAUUUCUUGUUGUACCUGUAUGUGCUUAAGAUCUGGAGAUAAAUUCGUCAUGAGACAUUUGAAAGUGUACAAUCCAUAUCUUAAUUGGAUGCACAUAAUCAAUCUGUUCAGUAUCA
Molecule: messenger RNA, 2030 nt
Organism: Carya illinoinensis
Lineage: Eukaryota; Viridiplantae; Streptophyta; Magnoliopsida; Fagales; Juglandaceae
Product: UDP-rhamnose/UDP-galactose transporter 2-like
Exons: 5
Coding region: 633-1673 (346 amino acids)
Cellular component (GO): Golgi apparatus
Molecular function (GO): antiporter activity; UDP-galactose transmembrane transporter activity
Source: RefSeq, a predicted model, not a curated record